Molecule: messenger RNA, 917 nt
Organism: Perkinsus marinus ATCC 50983
Lineage: Eukaryota; Perkinsozoa; Perkinsida; Perkinsidae
Exons: 8
Coding region: 9-917 (302 amino acids)
Biological process (GO): N-terminal peptidyl-methionine acetylation
Cellular component (GO): Golgi membrane
Molecular function (GO): protein-N-terminal amino-acid acetyltransferase activity; histone acetyltransferase activity
Source: RefSeq, a predicted model, not a curated record
AGUCGUAAAUGUUUUCACCCCCUAUGGUGGACAGUAAGGCGAUGUACAGAGAGGCUCCUAAGCAGUGUGAGGGCCAGCAGCUGAAUCGUCCUGCUGGUGAACGCAUGGGCCCCCCUUCGUCUUCCUCUGCAUUGCCUCCUCAAUUCGAUAAGCCCCCAUUAACUGCCCGAAUUCACGACCUAAUAGCAGAUGGACGGCUGAACUUGACACGGGAGAAGAUGGCGGAGUUGAUGUUCCGUCGGCUGGAGCCGAACGAUUACGACGAGGUGGAGAGGCUGCACAAUGAGUGGUUUCCAGUGCACUACGAUGAGUCCUUCUUCAAGGCGGCUACUAAUGGCGACUGCUACUCUCUGGCGGCCACAGUCCCUCUCGAUAGAAAAGAGGAUGCAAUUGUAGGCAUCAUCACGGUAUCUACUGGACGUACCGCAGAGACGGAGAACCCGGAGACCUUCCUCGAGAUCAUGCGUCACAAUACGGAUUUCUUUUCUACGGUGACCUCCCAUGAGCAAUCCUUGGCCUACAUGCUCACCCUUGGGACCGUUGAGGAAGCCAGAGGCCGCGGCUUGGCCUCCGAAUUGGUCAUCAGGGCCCUUGCUGAUGUGAAAAUUCAUCACCCUGACUGCGGAGCGAUGUACCUCCAUGUUGUCGACUACAAUCGGGCUGCCAUCAGGAUGUAUGAGAAGAUUGGUUUCCAUUGUGUCGGCUCCCACAAAGGUUUCUAUACCAUUGAAGGCGAUCCCUAUAAUGCCUACACCUAUGCUUAUUACUAUCCUCCCAGCGUACUCCCAGUAUCGGUGUAUACUGGUCUAUCGUGGUUCAAGCCGCUGUUCUCUACUGUGCGCUCGUCCUUCCGUAAUUUUGUUAACUCCAGCCCGAAGCAUACGAAAGCCCCUCCGAAGGUUGAUAAACCAGGUUAA